AUGCCAUACGUUCCAUCCCCAAAGAGUAGGAGAUCUUCGGCUCCUUCAUUGUCAACUUUUUCCCUUUCGUCUUCCCCCUCUUCAGUCUCCGAGUUUGCCAAACAUGAACAUGCCUCUCCUUCCCCCGUCAACAGAGACAACGGCCAUUUGUCUUGUAUUGGACGGAAACUGUCAGAAAUGAACAUCUCCUCAAGAGAGGGUUCUUCCGGAGACUCCGAGUAUAAUGAUGGCCAUUUUAUACAAAGGAACAACCAAGCUAAUGUUUCCUCGUCCUUCACAACGCCGGCCUCUAAUCCCCCUGUUCCUCAGGUUUCACCAUUGGCAGAGGACGCCUUGCCGUUAUCGCUCUCCUUCAUUAGGAGGCCGUCACGAUCUGCAAGUAUGGACCUGGAUGUAGAUAUAGAGCGUAUCAUGAAACAUAAUACCCUGAUAAAUUCGAGGUCCUUCACAAGCCAGAAUCCUCCCUCAUCUCCAGAACUUUCGGAACCAUCAUCACCUCGGCAAUCAUCAUUUGAUGAUGAUAUGGCAUCUCCCAUUUCCCCACUGGUAUCUCAAACAGAAUCAAACCAUCAAACUUGUAGAAUCCCCGCUGGAUAUACAAGUCCCCUAGUGAGGAAGAAAUCCGGUGAGUUGUUGAAAUCUUCAUUGCGCUUAAAUGCUGCCUUCAAAUCGUCAGGUGCGGUUUCCAUGCCUACUACUCCAACGUAUAAGCAGGUACAUUUUGGUACAAAUAUACAUGUCAAGUACUUUGACGAAAAGGAUAAACCAAGCUCAAUUAGUGCUGGUAAUUCGCCUUUUAAUUCUGAUGAUGAUCUUUUGGGUGAAGAUGACGAAGAAGAUGUAAAUACUGGCGAUGAAGAUGAGGAUGAUAAUGAUAAUGAUAAUGAUAAUGACGAUGAUACCCAAACACUUGUUGAAGGUUCCGAAUUCGAUACUUCGGAAAUGGAGUGUCGUGUUCAAUUAUGUAAAAAGUUUUACAAAUAUUCUAAGAAACUCGUGGAGCAGGACUCACUUUCACAUUUAGAAAAAUUCAAAAAAGUAGCAAGAAUAUGGGAUUUGGAUCUGUCUGAAUUCAGCAUGAUAUCAUAUAGGGAUCAAAUAGACUGUGAAGUGCCUGUCUUUGUCGAACGAUGUUUCUUGAACCUUCACAAGACAAAAGUUAUAGGACAAAUUGCUGUUAAAAACAUUUCCUUUGAUAAAAGUGUUAAAGUUAGGUAUACCUAUGAUAACUGGAACACCGUCAUCAAUGUUGAUGCUGAAUAUACUUCAGAUAUUCCAAGAGUGCUAAAAAGAGCGGGCUAUGAUCGUUUUGUCUUUGAGCUAUCGACACCUUUCUUAAUUUCAAUGUUUUUCCAAAAGAACAGUUAUAGAAGUGAGCCAGCUAUUUAUUUUUGUAUACAAUACACUUCGGGGAAUCAAGAAUUUUGGGACAAUAAUCACUCGAAGAACUACACGCUAAGAUUCUUAAUUGAUACCCGACAAAAUUCGUCCUUUCCAGACCAGGAACCAUUGAAAAAAUGUGCCAAUGAUCCAAAUUGCCCAAACGAUUCAUACUUCCAUCAUACUGGCUCCACAAAAGUGAUUCGUAAUCGUGAUAAGACUACUUCAGAAAAUAUACCACAUCCUACUGCUGAAAAAAAUAAAAAUAGCGCUUAUAGUAUAGAUCCAUCUUUUGGUAAGUUGAAGAGGUCUCGGAGCUUUGAUAAAAGAACUAAUGUCAGUAAGCUCAUCAAAUCUCCUGAAUUUAUCGCAAAGGGAGGAACAAAUCAAGAUCUACUUAAGACUCGAUCUUGCUCUCCUACCAGCUUAAGGAACACUGGUCUAAAGGAUAAUUUCUUAAACCAGGGAAUUGACCCAAUAGAUAGCUCUGGUCUCAAAGACGAAAAUGAGUAUAUUCUUUUCAGACUGAGAGAAGUGAAAAAUGAAGAACCUUCAGAUUUUGAACGUACAGAUAGUAAGGCAGCAUUAGACGAAAUCCAUCGAAUUACUGAUACAAAAACUUACCAAGUUAAUGAAGAUACUCACACAGAUUCUAAAGACAAUAAUAAAAAUUAUAAAAACCACCAGGAUAAUUGUGUUGAUGCUAAAACUGAUUCAAAGAAGGAGGAAAAUCUCCUAAAAUCCAAAAAUUCCACUAAUGAAUACAAAGGUAUAGAUAAUGAAAGUUACAAGGCUUUGGUCAAUAAAUAUUGUUUCUUCAAUGGACCAAGCACGGUUUCAUCUUUUUUGGCAGAAGAAGAAACGAAUACCUCAAAUUUGUAUGACUCCAAGUUUUAUUAG
Messenger RNA from Pichia kudriavzevii, 2280 nucleotides. RefSeq lists its product as uncharacterized. Gene Ontology annotation, cellular component: protein phosphatase type 1 complex. Gene Ontology annotation, biological process: regulation of glycogen biosynthetic process. The transcript has a single exon. Gene Ontology annotation, molecular function: glycogen binding; protein phosphatase 1 binding. Bases 1 to 2280 code for a protein of 759 amino acids. NCBI's taxonomy places the organism in Eukaryota, Fungi, Ascomycota, Pichiomycetes, Pichiales, Pichiaceae. The record is from RefSeq and is a predicted model, not a curated record.